Molecule: messenger RNA, 2625 nt
Organism: Venturia canescens
Lineage: Eukaryota; Metazoa; Arthropoda; Insecta; Hymenoptera; Ichneumonidae
Product: aminopeptidase N-like
Exons: 10
Coding region: 1-2625 (874 amino acids)
Biological process (GO): peptide catabolic process; proteolysis
Cellular component (GO): cytoplasm
Molecular function (GO): zinc ion binding; peptide binding; metalloaminopeptidase activity
Source: RefSeq, a predicted model, not a curated record
AUGAAGAUUGUGAGCAUCUGUAUAACGCUGCAACACCAUCCAGCAUCAUUCGUUGGCGUUGAGAGUCUUCAGGACUAUCAGCUAUUGUUAUUAGAGCGGCAUGUCUUGCCAAGGAGGUACACGAUUAGGAUUGAGCCUAACAUCGUUCCGAAUGAUUUUACGUUCAACGGUGAAAUCGAAAUCGAGAUUGACGUACUCGAGGAUACGUCUUUGAUAGUGCUGCAUGCUGCAGAGCUCAGGAUCGAUGAAUAUUCCACGAAACUGCGUUAUCUGGGCGGUCCAGAGGUGAACGUGGUAAUAAGACCUGCUUACGAUCCUGAUACGAACUUCUACGUACUACUAUUGAACGGGUGUCUUAUCAGGGGCCAUUAUGUAUUGGAGAUGAAAUAUCAGGGAAUAUUGCGCGAUGAUUUUCGUGGCUUCUACAGAGAUUCGUAUGUGGACGAUGUGGGUAAAAAGGUAUGGUUUGUAGCGACCCAAUUCGAAGCAUCCGAUGCGAGAAGAGCGUUUCCCUGCUUCGAUGAACCAUCGUUCAAGGCAACCUUCAAAAUAUCCAUCACGCAUUCCAACGUCCUCAAAGCGAUAUCCAAUAUGCCUGAGAUCGCAAUGAUAUCCGACGAGAAAACAUCAAAGACAACGACUGAAUUUCAAGAAACACCGAAAAUGUCAACAUACCUCGUAGCUUUCAGUGUUUCGGACUUCCGUUAUUACGUCACGGAACAGAAAAACUACAGAAUAUUUGCAAGACUUGAUAUACUUCAUUUGACUGAAUUCGCCGAGAUGUGGGGUCCUAAGGUGCUUUUGCAACUGGAGUCAUAUACUGGUAUUCGUAAUUUACAACCAAAAAUGGAUAAUCUUCUCUUACCAGUGUUUAAUCAUGUCGGUAUGGAGAACUGGGGUCUCGUCAUGUACAGGGAAAGUGCACUGUUGUAUGAUAUAGAUUGGAACACCACGGAAACCAAAUCCAAAAUCGUCCAGUUGUUAGCACACGAGUAUGCCCACCAUUGGUUCGGAAAUCUUGUAACUCCGUCCUGGUGGUCCUCCAUUUGGCUUAGCGAAGGUUUUGCGACGUACUUUCAGUACUUGAUUACAGAUCAGGUUGCCCCAUCUUGGCGUACAAUGGAUCGGUUCGUGGUCGAAGUCCUUCAGAAAACAGCAUUCGUCGUUGACGAUGACGAGAAGCAGCAGCCAAUGGAGAUCACGGCGACGCUCAGUGAUACGCAUAAGAUGAGUUAUCAGGCUGUUACUUCUGAUGACUUGAUCAGAGAAUUAGCUACGGUCGGUAAAGACAUCAAGUUCCUGGGUAAAGCACUGACCUCCUGGAUCACACAACCAGGUUACCCCGUUGUCAGCGCCAUUCGAAAUUAUACGAAUAGAAUCGUUAUUUUGUCGCAAGAACGAUUUUUAACACAAAGUUCCGAAGCCCCGACACAGCGGUGGAUAGUCCCAAUUAACUUGGUUUCCGCAGGAAAAACCGAGAAUUUUUCGAAGACUGAGCCAACUUAUUGGCUUUACAACGAUACUAAAACGCUGACGAUCCCGGGAUUGAAAAGCGACAGUUGGAUCAUCUUGAACAGUCAGCAAACUGGUUACUAUCGUGUGAACUAUGACCCUCGCAACUGGUAUAUGAUCAUCGACUGUCUGAAGAAUUCAACCACAAUGAAAAAAAUUCAUCCAUCAAAUCGAGCCCAACUCUUGGACGAUUCUUUCCAUCUCGCUAGAGCUCAAAAACUUCCAGAUCUUUCAAUUUUCCUAGAAAUGACAAAUUAUCUUCAACACGAAGACGACUAUGUUCCAUGGUAUGCAGCGAUUCGUGCCUUCAAGGUUAUUAACGAAGCUUUGAUGAAUACCGAUUGUUACGAUCUCUACAAGCUCUAUGUUCAACGGCUCACUGCAAAAAUAGAAGAAAAGUUAGGCUACACUGAGAAAUCUGGAGAAGAGGACGACGUGAAGCUCAACAGAGUGAAAAUAAUGGAACUAGCAUGCGCCAUGGGUUCUAAAAAAUGUCAGAUUGCUGCUCGCCAGAUGAUGACGAGUCGCGUACACCAAUCGAAGCUUACACCCAACCUGCAAACUGUUGUGGCUUGUGCGAUGAUGCGAUCGGCGAGCAAAAAAAAAUGGGAAAAAGCUUUCAAACACACAGUUCACUUGAGUGCCGACUCGGACGAAUAUAAAAUCUUUGUCAAGGCACUUGGAUGUUCUUCCGAUCAAGAGAUUCUCAGAAUGUACCUCGAAAGGUCAUUCCUCAAAGAAUCUAAAAUUGAUAUGAACGUUGCUUUCCGAUCAGUAUUGAAUGGCAAUGUUGCCGGAGUUACUGCCAUCUUUAACUACCUCAAGCAAAACUUUGAGAAAACCAUUGAGGUGUACGGUACACGUAGAGUUUUAGCACUGCUGAAAAGCAAUGCAGAAAAAUUUACAACAACGCAGCAAAUCUCACAAUUGCAAAAUUUCAUCGAUUCUCUGUCCAACGAGCACCGGGAAUUAGCCAACGAUAUAAGCAACACAGUUCUCAAGACAGCCAAGGAGAACGUCGAGAAUUCCAAAAAAUACCAAGACACUGCAACAAAGUUUUUGCAAGCACAAAAUUUGCGUAGACAAUUAAACGGUAACAACGUGCUACCUUAA